CCAUACUAUGAUGACGAUGACCAUGACGAACAUGACCUUCUAGAUUUCUAGAUGUUCUAGAUCGUCUAGAUAGUGUGGUACCGUCAACAUCUCAGAACCCUAUGGGCCUUCACAGCCUGGUACAGGGAUAGCUUUACUUUUUUUUUAAUGAUAUUCAUUAUUUUGAAGAUAUCUGAAGACGACGAAGUCGGCCGAGGUGUUCUGUAGUAGCAGAUUGUAGUUAAGUGCGAAGUCAUGGACGCAGACACGGCGAGUACGACUACUUCUAUUGAUGACAAAACUGAAGAUUUCUGUGAAAAUCCUACACGAGACAUUCUUGCAGAGGGUUUGAUGUGCCUACUGAAGCCGACAAUAGAUCAAUUAGAUGAAAGAGUACGAGCCACACGAAUCAGCCAAGUAGAGUUGAAGCAACAAAUAGAAGUUCUUUCUGAAGAGCUGAAGAAGAUUUCAGAAUCCCAAGAAUGUAUUUUUGAUAUUGAUGUGUAUGUCAGGAAACUUGUAAAUGCAAAGUUGAAAGUAACUGUUGUCAGCAAUAUAUUGCAGGCUGUACAGGAUCGCUUGAAUAAAGUUCACCAGCAAAUUGCAAAGGAACAGUCCAGGCGAAGAGCACUGUUAGAGCCAUCUCCUGUGGCCACUCCCCUUGAAACUACAAAUCCUUCCAUUCAAUAGAAGCAUUGCAUCUGAACAUUUUUCACCAUUCUAUGGAAUAACUUCAUGUAUAAAUGUUUUAUAAACUUCCACCAUAGUAAUUCAUUCAUUACAGUGAGUUAUAAGACUGGGAUGUGGUUACGUGUACAAAGAUUGUGCUAAGAGAUAUAUCAGAUGAGUAUGUCAAAAAGAAAUUUUAUUUUGUUAAUUUCUUCUGAUACAUUUUUAAUGAGGAGCUAAUGUGCAGUGAGAUUCCUUGAUACAUGCAAGAACCUUUUGUGUAGAAUUUGCUGUAAUAUAAGGGAAUGAAUUGUACAGUGAUGGUGUGGCCAAUGAGCAAUACAAGCCAAAAUUGAGUUCACUUCAGAUGCU
Molecule: messenger RNA, 1020 nt
Organism: Cryptotermes secundus
Lineage: Eukaryota; Metazoa; Arthropoda; Insecta; Blattodea; Kalotermitidae
Gene: Snapin
Product: SNAPIN protein homolog
Exons: 3
Coding region: 235-669 (144 amino acids)
Biological process (GO): intracellular protein transport; synaptic vesicle exocytosis; lysosome localization
Cellular component (GO): BORC complex; BLOC-1 complex; synaptic vesicle
Molecular function (GO): SNARE binding
Source: RefSeq, a predicted model, not a curated record